Messenger RNA from Phalaenopsis equestris, 776 nucleotides. RefSeq names its product SPX domain-containing membrane protein OsI_17046-like. The transcript has 5 exons. The annotation marks the transcript as partial. Gene Ontology annotation, biological process: cellular response to phosphate starvation. Lineage: Eukaryota; Viridiplantae; Streptophyta; Magnoliopsida; Asparagales; Orchidaceae. The record is from RefSeq and is a predicted model, not a curated record.
AAACCCGAAACGAAUCACUUCCCACGACACUAAUAACUAUAAAUACGUGGGUUGCCUGCUCGUGGUCUCGACCGCAUCAGCCGGACAUUCUCCUCGGAGAUAUUCUCUGAGCCCUUUAAUGUUGGAUCGCAGCUGCGGUUUGGAGCCAGGAUUUGACCACAGUUCUUGAAUGAGCUAUAGACUACCGUUCGGAAGCCGUUUCUGUUUGUUGAUGAUCAUCUAAGGAUCCUUAGGAACGAAGGGUGGUUUCUGUCUGUGAUUUUCUCAGUUUUAUAACUCCAAAAGCAAAGAUGGUGAACUUUGGGAAACGGUUGAUGGCUGAACAAAUCCCAGAAUGGAAAAGAUACUAUAUCAACUACAAACUAAUGAAGAAAAGACUCAAACAAUUUGUUCAACAAACUCAGCAAGGUGUAAAAGAGAAACAGCAAGUUCUAAAAGAGUUCUCGAUGGUGCUUGAUGAUCAGAUUGAAAAGAUUGUCCUUUUUCUCCUAGAAGAACAAGGGAUUCUUUCAAGUAGAAUGCAAGCAUUGAAUGAGAAACGCACAGCUCUUUUAGAACAACCUGUGCUAUCUCAAAUAAGUGAUUUACGAGAAGCCUAUAGAGAAAUUGGGCAAGAUCUUUUAAAGUUGCUUAGGUUUCUUGAUACGAAUGCUACAGGCAUCCGUAAAAUAUUAAAGAAAUUUGACAAACGUAUGGGAUAUACCUUCACAGACUACUAUGUGUCCACCAGAUCAGAUCACCCUUAUUCUCAACUGCAACAGGUUUUCAAAGACGUG